Molecule: messenger RNA, 1047 nt
Organism: Tupaia belangeri chinensis (Chinese tree shrew)
Lineage: Eukaryota; Metazoa; Chordata; Mammalia; Scandentia; Tupaiidae
Product: transmembrane protein 185B-like
Source: RefSeq, a predicted model, not a curated record
AUGAACCCCAGGGGUCUGUUCCAGGACUUCAACCCGAGCAAGUUCCUCGUCUACGCCUGCCUGCUGCUCUUCUCAGAGCUGCUGCCCCUCCGCCUGGUCGGCAUCAUCCAGCGGAGCUACUGGGCCGCCUUCGCUCCUAUAUGGUCGUGGAAGCUACUGGCCAUCGGGGGUGCCCUGGUGGGCGCUGGCGUUUGGGCCUGCAACCCUCGCUACCACCAAGGGGAGGCCUGCAUGGAGUUCAAGGCCAUGCUGAUCGCUGUGGGCAUCCACCUGCUACUGCUCCUGUUCAAGGUCCUGGUCUGCGACAGCGUGCAGAGAGGCACCCACUUCUGGCUGCUGGUCUUCAUGCCACUCUUCUUUGUGUCCCCUGUGUCUGUGGCCGCCUGUGUCUGGGGUUUCCGGCAUGAUAGGUCGCUAGAGCUGGAGAUCCUGUGCUCGGUGAACAUCCUGCAGUUCUUCUUCAUCGCCCUAAGGCUGGACAGGAUUAUCCACUGGCCAUGGCUGGUGGUGUUCGUGCCCCUGUGGAUCCUCAUGUCGUUCCUAUGCCUGGUGGUCCCCUACUACAUCGUCUGGUCCUUGCUGUUCUUGAGGUCCCCGGAUGUGGUUGCGGAACAGCGGAGAAAACACAUGACCAUGGCCAUCAGCUGGAUAACGAUUGUCGUGCCCCUGCUUGUGGUCCUGCUGGUGCACAGAUUGGUUGGCCACAAUACGUUCUCCUAUAUCUCCAUGUUUGUCCCCCUUUGGCUUUCGUUGAUAACUUUAAUGGCCACGACCUUUAGGCGGAAGGGGAGCAAUCAUUGGUGGUUCGGUGUUCACAGAGGUUUCUGCCAGUUUCUGCUUGAAGUUUUCCCAUUUUUAAGAGAAUAUGGGAACAUAUCGUAUGAUCUCCAUCAUGAAGAUAGUGAAGAUGCUGAAGAGAAACCAGUUCCAGAAGCUCCAAAAAUUGCUCCGAUGUUUGGAAAGAAGGCCAGGGUAGUUAUCACUCAAGAGCCCCAGAAAAUAUGUCCCCCCCCGCCUCCCAAGUUAAAUAUUGAUAUGCCAGAUUAA